Saccoglossus kowalevskii is the source of this 4047-nucleotide messenger RNA. RefSeq lists its product as uncharacterized. NCBI's taxonomy places the organism in Eukaryota, Metazoa, Hemichordata, Enteropneusta, Harrimaniidae. Gene Ontology annotation, molecular function: microtubule binding. Gene Ontology annotation, cellular component: sperm flagellum; ciliary basal body; cytoskeleton. The record is from RefSeq and is a predicted model, not a curated record.
AUGUUCACCAUAAAAAAGAGACCAGUUCUUCCAUUCAUUGGUGGUUUCUGCAUCGGAAUCUUAAUUUCGGGAUCGUUACUUCUGUUUGUUUCACCGCGAAGCCGAAGAAACAGACCACCAGUGAAUAUCCAUCAAGGAGGCAGUGAAUUGGUAGCACGCGGUGUUUUAAACAAGAAUAGAAAUUUAAAACAUGACUUGUCGCCUCAAGCAGAUAGUUACAGAUCACAUCAGCGAAGUCGUCAGUGGUUGAAUAUUGACAACCAACUUGCCGAUACAAGGCGUCUAAAAAGUGUUCCCAGGUUUGCUCAUGAAGAAUUAUCUUUGAGAAAACUAUUGUAUAUUGGAAUGUUUAUGCCGAGUGAAGCGAUUGAUGACUGGGUACCAACUAUUGAGAAAACUUGGGCACAACAUACAAAACAUUAUGAUAUAUUCGUGAGUUCUCACGCUGAUAUACAUGGUGAAUUACAAUUAGUACAGCUUACAGAUAUUAAAGAUGCUGUCAGUAAUGGUACCAAACUGUUUUCAAUGUUGAAGUAUAUGUGUCAUCAUUAUAUAGAUGAGUAUAAUUGGUUUGUUAUUCUCCCAAAUCACAACACGUACAUCAGAUACAACGCAAUGGAGACAUUAUUCAAGCAGUUGAAUAAUUCACAGAUUCUAUAUAUAGGUCCUAAACAUAACAACAAACCUUACUGCAACACCGGGGCUGGAGUUGUGCUGAGCAGGAAGGCACUGCAGCAGAUAUGUCCAUAUUUAGACGAGUGUGCAGGAAAAGACAAAAUUAUGAAAUUUGAUGAAGUAUUUGGCAAGUGUAUGACUAAAUAUGCUGAGGUCAACUGCACUGAAGCAAAGCAGUUUCAAAAAUUAUUUGAUAACCUUAAUGAACAGGAAGAUGUUAAUGGGAAUUUAAUGGAUCAAUCCUUUUUAAAUAAUUUAUUAUCCAUGUAUCCGGUGAGACAAAGAAAAGAUAUGUAUCGAUUACAUCUCUAUUAUAGAAAUAGAACACUACAAACAGUACAGAAAGAUUUGCUAAGUCUUAUCAGUGUUGUAAACAAUAUGGACACACUGCAGCAAUCGUUUCUAAGUGUUGUCAAGGAAACAAAGGAUCGUUUAGUUUAUGGGCUUAGCAAAAACAAGUAUGUGACACUAUGGAAAAUUGUUGGGGACCACAUUAGAUUGUCAUCGUACAAAAUAGACGCUAAGAAUCACGAAGCAAGGACAGUGAUUGAGGAAGCUGUUAAGAGUCUUCCAGAUGACAUACAUUGGAAUAAGAUGACAGUUACUAUCUAUAGAAAAGAAAAUAUUGGUGAUAGUUUAGAAUAUAUUGUUAGUAUCCAUGGCGAUGGUAUCUACACCAUCACUGUCAAACAGCCAAUAGAUCAGUUAAUUGCUUUAUCUGCAAAGACAAUGCCAAAUGUACGCUUGAAUAUUAUUGUACCAUUGCAGGAAUAUGAUGCUAAUUUUCAGCAAUUUAUGAUGAAUUUAGAGAAAUCCUGUUUGCAAAACUAUCAGAGUUGUAACAUUUCGUUGCUUGCAGUCAUAUUUCAUGAGCCUCAACAAAGUAAUCUACUUGGUGCAAAGGAUUUGAUAUCUUUAUACCAACAUAAAUACCCUGCAACCAACCUAAGAUAUAUCGAAGUCCAUGGCAAAACAUACUCUCAAACUGAAGCCCUGAAAAUUGCUCUUUCUGAAUUCAACUUCAAUUCCCUUCUCGCCAUUUUAAACACAAAUACCAUUUUCAACUCAGACUUUCUUGAUCGUUGUCGACUUGCCACAAUACAGCAUAUACAAGCAUAUAUCCCUAUACCAUUUCAAUAUUUCUAUGGCAACAGUUAUUAUAAAUCUAGUAGUUUUAAUAAUUCCUUUGGCUUUUGGAAUUACCAAAAUAAGGAUACACUCUGUGUGUAUCGUUCUGACUUGCAUAUAUCUGCUGAGUUAAAGACAUUCACCGGAAACUCUUAUAUGGAAAAAUUCUCAAUUCCAUAUUCUGUUAGAAUAUUCCGUGUUUCUGACGAUGGACUUGCUUUGAAUGAUGAUUGUUUAUUACCAAGUUUGUCACAGAAAACUAAUGCUGACUCUCGGCGACCACGGCGCAGACGUUUCCACGCGAUCACAGAGUAUAAUACGAUGUACAAAAGUUAUCCACUAAGUAAAAACGAAAGUUUUAAGCCGACUGGUUGCUUGACGACAGAGGGCGGUAUAAUGAAUGGUACCACAACUCACAGGGACGAUUUUAAAACGUAUAAAAUCGAUAAACCAACCCCAAUCUAUCGAAAUGACCAGAUCGAGACAAACAUAGGCGAUAUGGACUUACGUACAUCAUACGAUAGUGAAUACUCAGUCAAGCAGAUCGAUCCAAACAGAUUUGUAAGACAAAAUGAACGCAAACCACUGGUUUCACCGGCCAAGUUUAGUGGCGAUCCCACAUACAAAGCUGACUAUCGAAAGUGGGAGGUGGGUAGACGCGAAGUAUUCAAAGCACCCGACGAAUACAAACCUUCCAAAGAUCCACUGGAAAAUACAACAACAUUUAGAAGAGAUUUCCAAGCGAAAAAAACAACUCCAGUGAAAUCGAUGAAGCCAGAGCAGAAAGUAGAUCAAUCAGACGAACCAAUCGAUACGAACACGUCUCAUAGAUUAGACUACGUGGUGCAUCCAAUACCACCAAAACAUGUAAGAGAAAAACCCCAGUAUACUCGGAAUACGGUCCAAAUGGACGCAAUGACGACAUCAAAACACGACUACACCGAAAAGAAAGCUAACAAAAUGGGAAGCUGUCGACCUAGUCAAGAACCCAUGAAGAGCGAAGAUCCAUUUAUAGAUGCAACUACCAACAAAUCUGACUAUCAGAAAUGGCAUGUAACGUUGCCUAAACUACACCAGGCGGAGGUAUACCAACAACCAGUCGGUGAAAUGGAUACCUUAACUACCUCCAAACGAGAUUUCCCUCCACGGCGAGUCGAUCGCGUAGUUGCUAAGAAACCAUCAUCCGACAACAAAAUGAUGGUUGGUGCAUUUUACGAUCAAACCAACUACAAAGAAGACUUCCGAAAUUGGGAAGGACACUCGCGUGAAAUCGGUGUGGAUCCGAGUCGCAAGCCAUAUGAGCAGCCAACAGAGCUAUUUGGUGGAGAAACCAAUUACCAAACCAAUUACAAGAAGAAACAAGCCAAACCUCGUCAUAAUUUCGCUCCAAAACAAACCCUUAAAGAAGAAGAGGAAUUCCAUGGAGAGACCAGUUACAAUGAAGAAUACUCACAGAAAAAGCUGAAAUCAAGUGAUCGCAGCAAAAAGAAAUUAAGACCAGACCACCAGAUAAUGCAGAGCAGUAGCACGCUGCCAAAAAUAGAAUCCAUGACAACGUCGAAACGUGAUUACACAUCCAAGCAAAUAACAAAACAGAGUAGUUUUAAACCUUCCCAUGAGCCUUUGCAUAGUGGGGAACCAUUUGAUGGCCAGACCACAAAUAAAAGUGACUAUACGCAGCAUGUCGUCAGACUUCCGAAACUACACGAAGCUGAGGUGUACAGUAAGCCAGAGGGUACAAUGGAAAUGGAGACUACAUUCUCACGUGACUUUCCCCCACGCAAGCUCGAAAAGAUUGUUAUGGCAAAACCCCCGACCAGAGCUAAAACUGAUGUGGGAGUAUUCGAUAGUACGACCAAUUACAGCAACGACUUUCAGAAAUACGAAAGUCAUCAGCCUGUAAAAGCUACAAAUCCAUCACGGAAACCCUACACAGAACCGGAAGAACCCUUCGCCAAGUCGAGCAGUUAUCAACGAGAAUAUGACCGCAAACCGAUUUCCGUUCGAAAGGCUAUAGUUCCGAAAGCAAACGAGUUGACAAACACGAACGACACGUUCGACACCAACACGCUGUACAAAAAUGAGUUCAUUCACCGAAAGUCACAAAAAAGAACAUCGAUGAAACCUCUUGGAUACGGUGGCUUUGUUAUGGAGUAUGGUGAAAACGAGGUGGAAUCAUCUAUCCUACCAGACACACCCAAUGCGACUACACCCCCUGUCCCAGCACAAGUUGUGGUUGCAUGA